Messenger RNA from Stylonychia lemnae, 1158 nucleotides. The record is from the annotation of a GenBank genome assembly. NCBI's taxonomy places the organism in Eukaryota, Ciliophora, Spirotrichea, Sporadotrichida, Oxytrichidae.
AUGGAAUGCAAUACUUUUAUCACUUAGAAAUUCUCUAAUUUAAGAGAUCUCCGGCUUUAAAAGAAAAUGAAUGGUAAAAGUCCGAUUUAACCCUAUUAAAAGUAGUAGUAGAGCUAGUAUUUACUUAAAGUUCAAUAGCAAGCAAAGAAACUAAUUUAUAAAUAAUAUAGCAAGGCUCAAAUUCAUUAAAAUAGCUUAGCAUCAGAAGUUUCACAUGAUUUCAAGGAUUAUGAUAAUUCAGCGUAAUCAAAUGAGAUAAGCAUCCAAAAUUAAAGCAUUGAUAGAAGUCCUGUUUUCUUUAUCGAGGAUAGAAGUAAGCCAAGUAAGCUUCAAAAAUUAAAGCCCAUUAAUUCAAAAAAUAUAAGAGAGAGCUAGAAUUUCAUCCAUGAAAAGCCAGCUCCAAAAUUCAAAAUAGAUAAUACGAAAAAAACUCUACUGAUUAAAAGAAAAGAUUUACUUCAGAUCAACCCAGUUUAAAACAAAUAAAACCUAGACAUGCUAAACUACCAAACUAGAACCAGGACAUUCAUAAACUAGACUUCAUUAACAGAUUCUGUUGAGCACAAAAUACAGGAAUAAAUGCAUAUUACCUUUCGAAGGAUUAAUAAAUUGCUGAGAAAUAAAAUGGUGAAUGGGAAUGAAUAUUUGAAAAUAAUCAAACUGUUUGAAUACGAGGAUAUAGAUAGAUAGCUAUUAGAUAAGGACAUAUUUGAAAUGAUAAUGGAGAAGCUUAUUAUAAAAUUAUAGAAUAAAAGAAGCUAAGUAUAAAGAUCAAAUUCGAUUGAUAUAAUAAGAAUUGGAGAUAACUACUUUGUAAAUGACUCCAAGAACUUCUUCAAACAAAGGAAUAGCGAGAAGAAAAUAUUCGUUAAAGAAAAUUAGAGAUAAAGAAAGAAGAUUGAGUUUUAGACUCAAUAAUCGAGGAAUCAAACUUUUAGAAAUUCAUGCUUGACCGAAAGGAGAUCUGAUGACUUAUCAUAAUCGACUGAAAGAGUAAUAAGGCAUUUAUCCCAGUAAAAAUUGACUAGUACAAAUAUAUUAAAUCUCUAUCGGAUGAGACUAAGAACUAGAGCCAUCCCUAAUCCUGAUUAGUCGACUUUAUAGUCUCAAUUUUCUCAAGGAAGCAUUAAAUCACAAUCUAAGUCCAUAUGCUUUUGA